Molecule: messenger RNA, 1503 nt
Organism: Brassica oleracea var. oleracea
Lineage: Eukaryota; Viridiplantae; Streptophyta; Magnoliopsida; Brassicales; Brassicaceae
Product: citrate synthase 2, peroxisomal-like
Exons: 13
Coding region: 1-1503 (500 amino acids)
Biological process (GO): tricarboxylic acid cycle; carbohydrate metabolic process
Cellular component (GO): mitochondrial matrix
Source: RefSeq, a predicted model, not a curated record
AUGGAGAGGCUGAAUGCUCGUUUGGCCGUUCUCUCUGCGCAUUUGGAGGUGUCUGAUCCCAUGCCGGCGGCGACUGAGCCAUGGUGCAAAUCGAUUGCUGGACCCCUUGCGGGAAACUUGACGAUCGUUGAUGAGCGUACGGGGAAGAAAUAUCAAGUCCCAGUCUCAGAGGAGGGUACCGUUAAGUCCAUUGAUCUCAAGAAGAUAACGAGUGGGGCACAUGACAAGGGGAUUAAGUUGUACGAUCCUGGUUAUUUAAACACGGCUCCUGUUCGGUCAUCGGUUUCUUGUACUGACGGAGAUGAAGGAACAUUACGUUAUAGGGGAUACCUAAUUGAAGAGUUGGGUGAGAGUAGUACUUUUCUUGAGGUUGCUUAUCUCCUUAUUUAUGGGAAUCUGCCUUCACAAAGUCAGCUAGCUGAUUGGGAAUUUGCGGUUUCUCAGCAUUCAGCUGUUCCACAAGGAAUAUUGGAUAUCAUUCAGUCCAUGCCUCAUGAUUCACAUCCAAUAGGUUCUCUUGCCAGUGCCAUUAGUGUACUCUCCCUCUUUCAUCCUGAUGCAAAUCCUUCUCUUAGUGGCCUAGAUAUUUACAAGUCAACACAAGUUCGUGAUAAACAGAUUUUUCGUAUUCUCGGACAGGCACCUACUAUUGCAGCAGCUGCAUUUUUGAAGACGGCAGGCAAGCCUCCUGUUCUUCCUUUGAGCAACCUUUCUUAUGCAGAGAACUUACUCUAUAUGAUGGAAUCAAUGGGAAAUAAGUCUUACAAGCCUAAUCCUCGUCUAGCUCGAGUGUUGGACAUCAUCUUCAUACUACAUGCUGAACAUGAAAUGAACUGCUCUACUGCUGCUGCUCGCCAUCUUGCCUCUAGUGGUGUUGAUGUGUACACUGCUAUUGCGGGAGCUGUUGGAGCCAUUGGUGGCCCACUUCAUGGUGGUGCAACUAAGACUGUUCCUCAGAUGUUAUUCGAGAUUGGGACUGUUGAAAAUAUUCCAGAGUUUAUUGAAAGCGUGAAGAACAAGAAUAGGAAACUGUCAGGGUUUGGACACCGCAUUUACAAAAACUACGACCCACGAGCAAGAGUGGUUAAAAGACUGGCUGAGGAAGUGUUCUCCAUUGUUGGAAAGGAUCCUCUGUUCGAGGUAGCAGUUGCUCUAGAGAAGACAGCACUCUCUGAUGAAUAUUUUGUUAAGAGAAAGCUAUACCCAAAUGUUGAUUUCUACUGUGGAUUAGUCUAUAGGGCAAUGGGAGUCCCACCACAUUUCACCGCGGUGGCGCGUAUGGCUGGAUACUUGGCACACUGGCGUGAGUCUUUAGAUGAUCCUGACACUAAGAUCAUCAGACCCCAACAGGUCUAUACUGGAGUGCGCCUAAGGCAUUACCAGCCAGUAAGAGAUAGAACUCUGAAUUCGGAUAGUAAAAUUUCGAAUCCGUCAAAAUCGAAUCCGGAUCCGGAUAUCUUGAUUUUUAGGCCCGUGUAUCCGGAUCUGUAUUCGUAUUUUUAA